Balaenoptera acutorostrata (minke whale) is the source of this 8272-nucleotide messenger RNA. RefSeq names its product TSPO associated protein 1 (gene TSPOAP1). Gene Ontology annotation, molecular function: protein binding. The coding region runs from base 835 to 6396 and encodes 1853 amino acids. Gene Ontology annotation, cellular component: mitochondrion. NCBI's taxonomy places the organism in Eukaryota, Metazoa, Chordata, Mammalia, Artiodactyla, Balaenopteridae. Gene Ontology annotation, biological process: neuromuscular synaptic transmission. The record is from RefSeq and is a predicted model, not a curated record. The transcript has 31 exons.
UUCGGGGCUCCGGGACUGUAGGGGACCCUUCCAGUCCCCAGAGCCGAGGCCAGCAGGAACAGAGACUAUGAGGCAAGCAGCCCACCGACCCAGACCUCCUUAAGACCAGCCCAACCGCCUAGCAAGCUGGCGAGCAGCAGCGGGGAGAGGAGCAGGAGAUAAAGGACCACGGCAGACCUUUGGGGAUCACCCCAGCAGCUCCUGUGGACCCUAGCCAGGCUGAGGGGUCGUGAUGGGUGGUCAGACUCACAGACGCUGACGGACACACCAUGACAGCGAUGCACCCAGCAGCACAGCACUGAGACACUCAGAUACAACCGGUGACAGCAUCACACACUGCCACAGCCCUGCAAUACAGACAGCCACACACACAGAAACAACUGGUAACUCUGAAACAGGCACACACAGUGACACACAGAACCACUACCCCCGGCACGCACAAGUGGGGGCACCCAUCCUCCAAACACACACACAGCAGCGCUGACCGACACCGGCAGACCUGGAGACACACGCACACCCUCACCCGGGCACUGCUGUCGGUGGCCUCCGCACAUCCUCCCCACCCCCACGGGGACACCCUUGCUCCUCCACACACUUGCGCGCACACACAGCCACGAACAAACACAGCUCGCAUACCCCCAGCUCAGCUCUGGCAGCCCCGACUCCUGCAGCCUCCUUUGUGGGUGAGGAAGAACUCAGUCAACCUUGGAUGGAGCUGCGGUGAAGCCAAGAGCUCAGAGAGGAAAGGGUCUGGCCUGGUGUGACCCUCACCAGCCCCUCCACCUGGCUGGGUGAUGUCCCCCUGCCCGGGUCCUGGGGACCCUUGGCAGAACCAUGGAGCAACUGACACCCCUCCCACGGCCGGGGGACCCCGGAAACAUGGAGCCAUGGGCACUGCCCGCCUGGCAGAGCUGGACUCCAGGCCAGGGGGGCGAACCUGGAGGUGCAUCCCCAAGCAUGGCCGAUACUCUGGCAGCUCUGCGUGUUGGAGAACCGAGGCCUGAGGAGAGCUCCGAGCCCGAGGGAGCCCGAAGCCCCGGGCCUGUGGGUGGCAUCCAGCCUGAAAGAACAGAAACUGGGCUGCCCAGCCCCGGGCCGGGAGCAUUGAGCUCUGGACCCAGCUGCCAGAGGCUGGAGGACAAGGAGGUGGAGGCUUUCUCUAAGGGCAAGCUGAAAAUGGGCUUUGGGGACAGGCCCAACCUGGAGCUGCUGAGGGCCGUGGGGGAGCUGCAGCAGCGCUGUGCCAUCCUUAAGGAGGAGAACCAGCUGCUGAGGAAGAGCAGCUUCCCCGAGACGGAGGAGAAGGUGAGGAGGCUGAAGCGGAAGAACGCAGAGCUGGCGGUCAUUGCCAAGCGCCUGGAGGAGAGAGCCCGGAAGCUGCAGGAGACUAACCUGCGGGUGGUGAGUGCUCCCAUGCCCAGUCCGGGGGCCAGCUUGGAGUUGUGCCGGAAGGCCCUGGCCCGCCAGCGAGCCCGGGACCUCAGUGAGACAGCCAGUGCCCUGCUGGCCAAGGACAAGCAGAUUGCUGCCUUGCAGCGGGAGUGCAGGGAGCUGCAGGCCAGGCUCACCCUGGCUGGCAAGGAGGGCCCCCAGUGGCUCCACGUGCGGGACUUCGACCGGCUGCUGCGGGAGUCCCAGCGGGAGGUGCUGCGGCUGCAGAGGCAGAUCGCCCUGCGCAACCAAAGGGAGCCGCCCCCGCCGCCUUGGCCCCCAGGCCGGGCCGCCCCGGCCAGAGCAGGGGCGCCCGCCCCCGGGGCCCCGGGAGAGGCCACGCCCCAGGAGGAUGUGGAAAACCCACCCGUGGUCCUAGGGGAGCCAGAGAAACAGCAGAGGGUGCAGCAGCUGGAAUCAGAGCUCAGCAAGAAGCGGAAGAAAUGCGAGAGCCUGGAGCAGGAAGCCCGGAAAAAGCAGAGGCGAUGUGAGGAGCUGGAACUGCAGCUGAGGGAAGCCCAGAGUGAGAAUGCCCGCCUCGUGGAGGAGAACUGUCGGCUCAGUGGGAGAGCCACGGAGAAGGAGCAGGUGGAAUGGGAAAAUGUGGAGCUGAGGGGCCAGCUCCUGGGAGUGACGCAGGAGAGGGACUCGGCCCUUCUCAAGAGCCGGGGCCUGCAGAGCAAGCUGGAGAGCCUGGAGCAGGUGCUGAAGCACAUGCGGGAGGUGGCCCAGCGGAGGCAGCAGCUGGAGGUGGAGCACGAACAGGCCCGGCUGAGCCUGCAGGAGAAGCAGGAGGAGGUCCGGAGGCUGCAGCAGGCCCAGGCAGAAGCCCAGAGGGAACACGAAGGGGCCGUGCAGCUGCUGGAGUCUACCCUGGAUUCCAUGCAGGUCCGGGUUCGAGAACUGGAGGAGCAGUGCCGCAGCCAGACUGAGCGCUUCAGCCUCCUGGCGCAGGAGCUCCAGGCCUUCCGCCUGCACCCGGGCCCCUUGGAUCUGCUCACCUCCGCCCUGGGCUACAGUACCCUUGGGGACCGCCCGCCUCCCCCCUGCUGCUGCUCUACCCCCCAGCCCUGCCGGGGGUCUGGCCCCAAAGACCUUGACCUCCCGCCAGGCUCCCCAGGGCGCUGCACCCCAAAGUCUUCCGAGCCUGCCCCUGCCACCCUUGCUGGGGGCCCUCGAAGGACGGCCAGGAAGGCAGAGUCUCUCUCCAACUCCUCUCGUUCCGAGUCCAUCCACAACAGCCCCAAGUCAUGCCCUACGCCCGAGGUGGACACAGCCAGCGAGGUGGAGGAGCUGGAGGCAGACAGCGUCUCCCUGCCCCCAGCAGCACCGGAUGGCAGCCGGGGGGGAUCCAGGAUCCAAGUCUUCCUCGCUCGCUACAGCUACAACCCCUUCGAGGGCCCCAAUGAGAACCCAGAGGCAGAGCUUCCGCUUACCGCUGGCGAGUAUAUCUACAUCUAUGGCAACAUGGACGAGGAUGGCUUCUUUGAAGGGGAGCUCAUGGAUGGCCGAAGGGGCCUGGUCCCUUCCAAUUUUGUAGAGCGUGUGUCCGACGACGACCUCCUGACCUCCCUGCCUCCAGAGCUGGCUGAUCUGUCCCACAGUUCAGGCCCUGAACUCAGUUUCCUGAGUGGAGGCGCGGGCGGCAGCAGUAGCGGGGGCCAGAGCAGCGGGGGACGCAGCCAGCCCAGAGCAGAGGAAGAGGCUGCAGGGGACGAGCUUAGUCUGAGCCCCUCGCCCGAGGGCCUGGGUGAGCCCCCGGCCGCGCCUUACCCCCGCUGUCUGGCUGUCCUCAAGCAGCUGGCCCACAGCGUGGUGCUGGCCUGGGAGCCGCCUCCUGAACGCGUGCAGCUGUGCGGCUACCACGUCUGUGUGAAUGGGGAGCUGCGGCAGGCCCUGGGGCCCGGGGCACCCCCCACGGCUGUGCUUGAGAAUCUGGACCUGCAGACCGGGCCCCUCCGUGUCUCUGUUCAGGCCCUGACCAGCUGGGGCGGCUCUGACCCUCUGCGCUGUUGCUUGGUGCUAGGGGCCCGGGCCGGGGUGGCACCUAGCCAGCUGCGGGUCCAUCGACUGACAGCCACGUCCGCUGAGAUCACCUGGGCGCCCGGCAACAGCAACUUGGCCCAUGCCAUCUACCUCAAUGGGGAAGAGUGCCCCUCUGCCUGCCCUAGCACCUACUGGGCCACCUUCUGCCACCUGCGACCUGGUACAGUCUAUCAGGCCCGAGUGGAGGCUCAGCUCCCGCCUCGAGGGUCCUGGGAACCAGGCUUGGAGAGGCCAGAGCAGCGGGCUGCCACCCUGCAGUUCACCACACUCCCAGCAGGCCCACCUGAUGCCCCCCUGGAUGUGCAGAUUGAGCCAGGGCCCUCCCCUGGAGUCUUGAUCAUCAGCUGGCUCCCAGUAACAAUUGAUGCUGCUGGCACCUCCAACGGCGUCCGGGUCACAGGCUAUGCCAUUUAUGCUGAUGGGCAGAAGAUCAUGGAGGUGGCCUCCCCUACGGCAGGCAGCGUGCUGGUGGAGUUGUCGCAGCUGCAGCUGCUGCAGGCGUGCCGCGCGGUGGCCGUGCGCACCAUGUCGCCCCACGGCGAGUCGGCUGACUCCAUCCCGGCUCCUGUCGCCCCCGCCCUGGCUGUGGCCUCCUCGCCAGCCAGGGUCUCCUGCCCCUCCCCACGACUGGGCUCGGAGGCCAGACCGCCCCUUGCUCCAGCCUCCCCGGGGCCUGGAGACCCCAGCUCUCCCCUCCGGUGCCCCAACCCCCGUGGAACUCGAGAGUCCCCCGGGGGCUCCCCAGCAAGCUCUCCCGGAGAGACACCAAAAGGAUCCUCAGAGGAGCCCCCAGUGCCUGGCUCUCAGGAGGAGGCUGGGCCAGCUGUGCUGGGGGCCCCAGGGGACAGCAAGGCCAGUGAGCCAGCCUUGGGAGAGCGAGUUCCUGGCCCUGCAGCUUCCUCCCUGGCCGAGGAGGAGGCUGAGUGGACCGCAGGAGAGGCCCGCCCGGCCCCUGGCUCCACCCAGGGAACACUGGCCCAGAGGCUGCCCUGUGCUGAGGUCUGCCGUGGAGGAGACACAGGGCCUGGGCUGAGGCCCAGGGCUGAGAGAGAGGACACGGCCGAGCUUGGGGUCCGUCUGGGGAACUCCCUUGUGGACCAUGGCCGCAACUCAGAUCUGUCAGACAUCCAAGAGGAGGAGGAGGAAGAGGAAGAGGAGCUGGGUGUCAGGACUUGCUCUUUCCAAAAGCAGGUCGCUGGCAACAGCCUCAGGGACGAUGGGGCCAAGCCCCAGCCCGACCCCUUCUGUGAGACUGACAGCGACGAGGAGAUCUUGGAGCAGAUCCUGGAGCUGCCUCUCCAGCAGUUCUGCAGCAAGAAGCUCUUUAGCAUCCCUGAGGAGGAGGAAGGAGAGGACGAGGAGGACGAGGAGGACGGGAAGAGGCCAGGGGUGGGCUCUUCUUCCCGAGACCCCGACCCACCUGAGCCUGCCUUCCUGGGGCUGGGCUGUGACAGCGGUCGGCCCCGAGGACCUGGCCUUUGUCCUUUGUCUCCCGAGCCCUCCAGGGCUGGGGACCGCCUGGAGGACAUGCCGGGACUAGUUGGCGGAAGCAGCUGGAGAAAAGGAAAUGGCUCCGCCGAGAAGCCCCCCAACCGCAGGCGGUCCCCAGAUCCCCGUGAACACUGCAGCCGACUUCUCAGCAACGGCGGGUCCCAGGCCUCUGGACGACCAGGCCCCGCCCGGGAGAGGGGCGGCCCCCCCGUGGGCGAGGGCACCAGGGCUGGACCAGAGGCUGGUGGGAGAGGGCGGCCGGCCCCUUCGAGGAGGUGCCCCCGUGGCCCAGCCCCAGAAUCAGGCCCGGCCAGCUGCCUCUCCCCCAAGUGCUUGGAAAUCAGCAUCGAAUACGAUUCUGAGGAUGAGCAAGAGACGGGCGGCGGGGGCAUCAGCGUCACCAGCUCCUGCUACCUCGGAGAUGGGGAGGCGUGGGGCGCAGCACCCACGGGAAGGCCCAGGGGGCCUCCGAAGGCCAAUUCAGGCCCCAACCCCUACCCACGCCUCCCGGCCUGGGAGAAAGGGGAGCCAGAGCGGAGAGGCCGCAGUGCAACUGGCAGAGCCAAGGAGCCACCCUCCCGGGCAACAGAGACUGGGGAGCCCAGAGGGCAGGACGGCUCUGGGCGGAGGGGCCCCCAGCGGAGAGGGGGCCGGGCCCCCAGGCCAGGCUCCGCGGAGCUGGCCCCUCCGAGGAGCCCUCCAGAAGAAGCACUGGCUUACCAGGACCUACCUGUCAGGGUCUUUGUGGCUCUGUUUGACUAUGACCCUGUGUCGAUGUCUCCCAACCCUGAUGCUGGGGAAGAGGAGCUCCCCUUCCAGGAGGGCCAGAUCCUGAAGGUGUUUGGGGACAAGGAUGCCGACGGCUUCUAUCGGGGUGAAGGCGGGGGCCGGACGGGCUACAUCCCCUGCAACAUGGUGUCCGAGGUGACUGCGGACAGCCCUGCAGGGACACAGCAGCUGCUCCAGCGGGGCUAUUUGUCCCCAGAUGUUCUCGUUGAGGGUUCAGGGAACGGUCCCUUUGUCUACUCCACAGCUCGCACAGCUGGGCCUCCCCCCAAGCCCCGCCGCUCCAAGAAAGCUGAGUCGGAAGGCCCUGCCCAGCCCUGUGCAGGCACCCCCAAGCCGGUCUCCUCUACUGGCCCGAAAGCUCCCCGCUCCAUGGUGGCUGCAUUUGACUACAACCCCCGGGAGAGCUCCCCCAACAUGGACGUGGAGGCAGAGCUGCCCUUCCGGGCAGGGGACGUCAUCACUGUGUUCGGGGGCAUGGACGAUGAUGGUUUCUACUAUGGGGAACUGAAUGGACAGCGGGGCCUGGUUCCAUCCAACUUCUUGGAGGGCCCUGGGCCUGAGGCAGGCGGCUCAGACAGGGAGCCCGGGACACCCCAGGCCGAGGGGCAGAGAACGAGGAGGAGAAGAGUCCAGUGCUAGAUGGAGAUAGAUAUAUGUAGAGAAAGCGACAUGUAAGUGGGGACUGACCCCCUAUGUCCAUGUCACCCUACUCCUCGUGUCACCAUAAUCAGACGGCUCUCCUUUGUCUCAGACACCGGAGCUGACCUGGCUUUUCCACCUUCUUCCAGGGAACGGGGAGGGACCUCUUGCCGUGAGCCAGAUUUGGGCCUAGGAUCAGGCCCUCCCCUUGCCUUACUCUGGGCAAUGCCAGCUGCCACAGGAAUACAUGUCAUCCUAGGAUAUAAUGUCCCAUAUUAGCUGAGUCCUCAUAUUCUAUAGCACAUGCAGCUUAUAGAAUAUUACGUGACAUUCAUAUGGCUCAUCAGUAUAUUAUGAUACUAUAUGACUAUGGUAUUAUAAUAUUGUGAUUAUUAUUGGUGACAGAAGAAUGACACUAACGCCACCAGUAAUAACAGUCUCCCCCACACAGUCUCCUCUGUAUCAUGACCUGUUAGGGAAUCAGAUGCAUGAUUCACUGUCAAACUCUCCGUUUUCUCCACUGGGGGGGCAUAAAAGGGGAGGCUUAAACAGUUGGAGUCCGUAGAUAACCCCAGACCGUUCAUCUCUGGGGCUCAGACACUCCCUCCAUUUGUUUCCCCAGCAACCCCUCCCUCCUGGGAGCCCUGGGAGCGGGUGGGAAGGGCCUACCCCCCUCCGCCCCACCCCAGCCAGCCAUCAGCCCUGGCUAGUUGGCAAGAGACUCUUUGACCUCUGGGUGCUAGCAGAGCUCUUUGUGGGCGGCCCUGCCACAUCACCAGGGUCUUAGGUGAGGGCGGGCCCCAGGCUGGGCACCCAGCACCUGCCAGCAGACUGCUAGGCUCUGGUGGAAGAGGGGGGCAGGGGAUGGAGAACACACAGGCUGGCGGGAGCUGACGGGGCUGUACCAGACACAGGAGCUCGCAGAGUGGAUGUGGGAAUUUGGCGGGUAGCGGGGAGGCUUGCUCGUGGCUCUCUUGUUUGCCCAGCCGCUGUUCUUAGGCCACUAACAGCACAGUCUGGGUGGGCCUGUGGCAGAGGGAGCCCUUCACGGUGGCAAAGAGAGCGAGGAGGAGAUUCUGCAAGGGAGACGUGCUAAAGGAAGGGCAGCAGCCUCCAGAGCUGUGGUGGGCGCUGAGCGCCGCCCGACCGUGAGGCCCCUCUGGCCCCGGGCUCCCUGCAGCCCUCUCAGGGGCCAUUCAAGGAAGAGUGUCCAUCUCCUCCCCAUGGGGUGGGCACUCCUCCACUCCCUGAAGGCCCUCGGACACCGCGUCUGCUGGCCUGUGCGGACCUGCUCCUUCCGUCUGUGCGCUGGUGCAGGAACCAUCGUUCCUGGAGUGUAUGGCUCCCCCCAGCGUCCCUGUCCCCGCUCUACCUUGGGUUGGGAGGGAAUGACGUGGGGGAUUUGGAGCACCCAACCCGAGGGUCAAGUCCAAGGACUCUUGAGCCCAGCAUCCUACAGAGAAACCCAGAGAAGGGGAGGGGCUUGCCCAGGUCCAAGUGAACAGAGCAGAAAUGAGACCCCACGUCUGUCCCUUCCGACUCCCAGCUUAGUGCUCCCUCAGCAUCAUCGCGCCCGUUUGCCUCUCUGUGCUCUGUGUGGAGCACUAGCCAGGCGGUGGGUUUUGGUUCGCGACUGUGGUUCUGUGACCUGGGGUCUGCAGGCCCCUGAGGUUGUGGCGGAACGGAGGUGGGUUGGGUUGGGGGUCAGGCCCUGACCUUGCCCCUUUUCUCUCCCAUUCUAGCACUGGGCCAGCUCAACACAAGGGCCCCCAGCGCCCCCAGGCUGGCCCUGUGCUCCUGGCCCUGGCCGCUUCACCGGGAUUGAAUGGGGGGUGCCACAGGGCCCGAGCAAGAAGGUGUGGGGUCUCCUCUCCAA